Messenger RNA from Cucurbita moschata (crookneck pumpkin), 1875 nucleotides. Its product is annotated as aspartate--tRNA ligase 2, cytoplasmic-like. The record is from RefSeq and is a predicted model, not a curated record. Gene Ontology annotation, molecular function: ATP binding; RNA binding; aspartate-tRNA ligase activity. Bases 84 to 1721 code for a protein of 545 amino acids. Lineage: Eukaryota; Viridiplantae; Streptophyta; Magnoliopsida; Cucurbitales; Cucurbitaceae. The transcript has 9 exons. Gene Ontology annotation, biological process: aspartyl-tRNA aminoacylation. Gene Ontology annotation, cellular component: aminoacyl-tRNA synthetase multienzyme complex; cytoplasm; cytosol.
UUAUUGCGCUUCCUUCUUCAUUACAAUCUCUCCUUCAUUGCCCUCAAUAUUCCCUCUCGUUUCUUCAUCUUCUUCCUGCAACCAUGUCCGCUUCAUCCGAAACUCCGAUCGAUGAGCCCCUGUCUGCUGGUGACGAAGCAUCUAAAGCUGUCAGCAAGAAGGCCGCCAAGAAGGAGGCUGCCAAGCUGGAAAAGUUGCGCCGUCGCCAGGAAGCUGCCGCCGAAGCUGCUAUUUCGUCUCUCAAUGUCGAGGACGACCCACUCUCCGCUAACUAUGGCGAUGUACCUCUCUCCGAUCUUCAAUCCAAGGAGGCUAAGGAUGUCGCGAACUGGACUCAGGUUGGCUCUUUGACGGGGGAGCUUAAAGACAAGUAUGUGAUUCUACGGGGACGAAUUCAGACGAUCCGUGCUGUUGCCAAGAAGAUGGCGUUUCUCGUGGUGAGAGAAAAGGGAUUCACCGUGCAGUGCGUUGUAUCGGAGCAGCCGGAACUCGUCAGUCGCCAGAUGGUGAAGUAUGUCGUUGGAUUGAGCCGUGAAUCCAUUGUCGACGUUGAAGGAGUCGUGUCUGUGCCCAAUGUUGCCAUUAAAGGUGCUACGCAGCAGGUGGAGAUUCAAGUGAGGAAAGUAUACUGCAUCAGUAAGGCAAUGCCGAGUCUGCCUAUAAAUAUUGAGGAUGCUGCCCGUAGUGAAGCUGAGAUUGAAAAAGCGUUGCAGGCUGGUGAGCAACUAGUACGUGUAAAUCAGGAUACGCGGUUGAACUACAGAGUUCUUGACAUGCGAACUCCAGCUAAUCAAGGAAUUUUUCGCAUUCAAUGUCAAGUUGGAACAAUAUUUCGACAAUUUCUGUUGUCCGAAGGCUUUGUUGAAAUCCAUACACCAAAAUUGAUUGGGGGUUCCAGUGAAGGUGGUGCUUCUGUAUUUAGGUUGGACUACAAAGGUCAACCCGCUUGCCUGGCUCAGUCACCUCAGCUUCAUAAGCAAAUGUCAAUCUGCGGCGACUUCGGCCGUGUAUUUGAGAUUGGUCCUGUUUUCAGAGCAGAGGACUCAUUCACACAUAGACAUUUAUGUGAAUUUACAGGACUUGAUGUUGAAAUGGAGAUCAAAACCCAUUAUUCUGAGGUCAUGGACAUCGUGGACCGAUUAUUUGUCUCAAUGUUCGACAGUAUGAAUCAAAACUGUAAGAAGGAGCUUGAAGCAAUUGAUAAACAGUAUCCCUUUGAGCCUUUGAAGUACUUGCGAAACACUCUACGCCUUACAUUUGAGGAAGGAAUUCAGAUGUUGAAGGAUGCUGGCGUUGAAAUCGAUCCUCUCGGGGAUCUUAAUACAGAGGCUGAGAGGAAAUUGGGACGACUCGUCCUAGAGAAGUAUGGCACAGAGUUCUACAUUCUUCACCGCUAUCCUUUGUCUGUUAGGCCAUUCUACACUAUGCCUUGCCAUGAUAACCCAACUUACAGUAACUCAUUUGAUGUCUUUAUUCGAGGGGAAGAAAUCAUUUCUGGGGCUCAGCGUGUUCACGUGCCAGAAUUUCUUACAGAACGCGCUCAAGCAUGUGGGAUCGAUGUAAAAACCAUAGAAACUUACAUCGAUUCGUUUAGGUAUGGCGCUCCCCCACACGGUGGAUUCGGAGUAGGUUUGGAGCGUGUAGUGAUGCUUUUUUGUGGUUUGAAUAACAUUCGGAAAACAUCAUUGUUCCCUCGCGACCCACAGAGGAUUGCUCCUUAGAAUUGCACCAGUAAUAAUGUAAUUCCAGUUUUUGAAUUGACAUUUUGUUGCCUCUUCCGCACUUCAUAGGGAAAAUAUGAAUUUCAGAUCUCUGCAGGAUGGUGUAUUGAAUACAAUUGUUUGCAACGUUAUAAUGCAAAGUUUGUUUUGACCA